CAUUCCUCGGGAGCGUGUGCAGUGCUUGACUUCCGGGUUAGGCAGAUGGAGACGCACGUGUUGUAGAUCUGAGUCGCCGGUCAGAGAGAAGAACAAUGGCUUCUGACGCUGAGGAAUCCAAGGGAAAAAGGAAGAAAAAGAAAAUGAAGACUGAUUACACAGCACAUGAAAGCAUACCUGAGCAAGCACAUUUACAAACAAAAAAGAAGAAAAAAAAGGAAAUUGUGCCAGAGAAUGAUUGCAUUUCUGAAACUGUGCCGGAAACUCGUCAAGCCAUUGUCAAAAAGAAGAAACAGAAAAUGAUUACAGAAGAAUGUGAUGUUCCUGCGCCAGCUGAUCCAGAGAAUAACCAAGCUUUCACCAAAAAGAAGAAAAAGCAAAUUAUAGCAGAAGAAAAGGCCACUUCUCACAAUGAGCCUGAGAGUAACCAAACAGGCACCAAAAAGAAGAAAAAAACAAUUAUAGCAGAGGAAAAUGGUACUUCUGUAGACAAACCUGAAAGUAAAGAAAGGGCCACCCAAAAAACGCAAAACGGGGCAAACACUGUUUAUUCAGCUGCCUCCGAGGAUAGCCAAAUUGUUACCAAAAAGAAGAAAAAAAAGAUUAUGGAAGAGGAAAAUAGUGUUCCUACCCCGGAGUCAGAAGCGAACCAAAGUGGAGCUAAAAUGAAAGAGAAAAUGCCAGAUGAACCUGUUCCAGACUCUGAAGAGAAGACCACCAAAAAGAAAAAAAGGAAAAUUGUGUUGAAUGAAGAUGACGCUUCUCCGGUUGUAGAUGAGAGUAACCAGAUUGUCACCAAGAAGAAAAAAAAGAAAAUGAUGCCUGAGGAAGAUGACUCUCCAUCACACGUGGUGGACACUGCCUCAGUUAUCACCAAAAAGAAGAAAAAGGAUAAAGCAGUAACAUUUGAAGGCCAAGACAAAACUGAGACUGAAGCUGCUGUAGUGAGUGGCAGUAAGACAGAUCACAAAGUAAUAGACAAGAAAAAGAACAAAAAAAAGGAGCCCAAGUCUGAAAUUGGUAAUACAGAUGUUGUUAAUGAGGAAGGAAAUGUAACCGGUGCUGAAAGUACAUCAGAGUCUAAAAAGGGGGUAAAAGGUAAAAAAAAAGUUUCGGAUGUGCCAGAAGAUGAGCAGGCAUUUGACAGCCAGACAAAGUCUGGAUCUACUACACCAAAGAAGAAGAAAAAGACAGCAAAAACUGUUUCUUUUCUUGCAGAAGAUGUUAUGACUGAUGAGCAGGAGCCACAGGAUGAGACCUGUAUUGUAUCCAAGUCAAAAACAAAAAGUGAUUCUAGCCAUGGAGCUGAAGACUUGUGCGAAGAUGACACCCCAUCCACUCAUUUACACCAAGCGGAUGUUGAUGUAGGAUCUUCAAAGAAAAAGAAGAAGAAAAAACGAAAACUGUCAUUUCUUGGAGAGAUAGAGAGUUCAGAAUACAACACGGAAACUGCAUCUGAUUGCUGCCCAGCUGGACAUGAUGUUGGUGAAGGAGCGUUGACUGGCAGAGAAACUGCAUCAGAAAUACGUUCAUCUAAGAACAAAAGGCAGCUUAAGAAAGAUGGAGACAAAAAAUCACUGUCAGGUCAGGAUGAACUUCAAAGUGAAACAUCUGAUAUGAAAGAAAAAUGCAAAAAGAAGAAAAAGAAAGUCGGGGGAGAGCAGGAGAAUGCUAUUCCCAAGAAGAAGAAAAAGUAUGAGGAAGAGGCACUUGGAAGCUCAGCAGAAAAUUCAGCUCACCAGGAUAUGACGACAACGACCAAAGGCAAUGCUGAUGAAGUACUUAUUGAUACGGCCAGAAGAAAAGCCUUGCAAGAAGAGAUCGACAGAGAAUCAGGAAGCGUUAAGGCUACAAAAUUUGGCCAAUGGGACACCGCUGUAUUUCAAAGUAAUGAUCAGAAGUCAAAGUUUCUGAGACUCAUGGGUGGGUUUAAAAAGGGCAGUGAAGCUGCUUUGACAUCACCUGCAGACCAUGAAAAAGCAAACAUGGCCCUGGGAAAGGCGGGAGAGCAGGUGCUAGAGAGGAACCUUCAGUCGGAGUUUGACAAAGCUCUUUCGUGGAAGCAGAAUAGAGGAAUUGGAUUGGGAUUCCAGCCAGUGCAGAAGAAGACAUUUCACAUAGACAAAAGUAUAUCCAGAUCGGUGAAGUUUGAGUGAUGGGUCCGAUGCCAGACAAAGUUCAAUACCAAAGAUGUUUGUUAUAUGCCUUCUAAAAACGUUUGUGCCCGGACUUCAGUUUCUUCAGGCUAAUGUGGUUAACUAGAGAGGUACUGAUUGCGUCGAAGGGUCUCAAGUGGGUUAUUCACUAAAGGGGAAGUUGGACAGUUUUAGUUUUAGUUUCAACUCCCUCUCAACUAUUAAUCAUGAAGGGACAAUGCUGGCAGACUUCUUUAGCGAGAAGGGCUGAGCUGGCCCUGCAUGAUGCAUAAUGCAGCAGGCAAUAAGAUUACAUUGAUUCACCUAUGCUGGGGUCGGACCUUCAUAAAGUAUAGUGAAACCAUGGACUGAAAACCGCAAUUCCCCGUGGGCUCUUCUUUUUAGUGAAUGGACCCUUUUCUGGCCGAAGCACGCUAAUUUGUCUAUAUCCAGAAUUAUUCCAAACUGGAAGAUUGAGAAUUUAUACAUCAUAACAAUCAAAGAAUCUUAAAUUGUUUACUUCCGUUACAGAUUUGUACGGUCUGUUCCUGUGUGAAAACAGGUCCAUUGAUACAGCACUACAAGAUAUUGCUCAUAGUACAACAUUGAAAACGGUUUUAUGUAAAUGUUCCACCGUAUAUUUUGUUUGUAAACAAUAAAAAAAAGGCUAA
Molecule: messenger RNA, 2806 nt
Organism: Spea bombifrons (plains spadefoot toad)
Lineage: Eukaryota; Metazoa; Chordata; Amphibia; Anura; Pelobatidae
Gene: KNOP1
Product: lysine rich nucleolar protein 1
Exons: 5
Coding region: 96-2156 (686 amino acids)
Source: RefSeq, a predicted model, not a curated record